Messenger RNA from Dichotomopilus funicola, 2058 nucleotides. RefSeq names its product Alpha/Beta hydrolase protein. The record is from RefSeq and is a predicted model, not a curated record. The transcript has 4 exons. Gene Ontology annotation, biological process: lipid metabolic process. Bases 1 to 2058 code for a protein of 685 amino acids. Lineage: Eukaryota; Fungi; Ascomycota; Sordariomycetes; Sordariales; Chaetomiaceae.
AUGGGGUUCUUCCUCAGAUCCAAAAAGGUGAAAAAGGAGCCGCCUUCGCCGUCAUCUAAGAGCCGAGGACGAGCAUCCCCGCAACAAGCAUCACCAACCCCGACACCGGCCGUACCCGUGCCUCAAAACUGGCACCCCGGAAGCCCUGUACUACAGCCUGAGCCUUUCCGUCCUGCCGGCCUUCUGCCCCCGCCUCCUGGAUGGAACGGUGGACCACAACAACUCGCUCCUUAUGACCAACCCGGCUCAUACCCACCCAUCAUCGUCAAUCAACAUCACUAUUACCUCGGAACUCCACCACCGGGUGUACCACCGCCGCCAGCCGCUCAUGAUGGUCCGCCGCCCUCAUACGCCCCGCGCUCAUCAUUAAGCAAACUAAAUCUCGGGUCGGCCGCCGACCUAGCUAAGGGUAUCUGCCAGGGGACAGAGCAGGUAUUGGAAAGCGUGCUACCUACCUGCCACAGCUAUGGGAACCAAUUGGUAAACCAUGGUAAUGGACUAGUAGAGCAGGUGUCGAAUCGGAUCCAUCAGGGGACAGACCAGCUGCUCGAUGGCGUAAUACCAGGCUGGCACAGCCGCGGGGGACAAAUAGUGAGCCAAACCAGCUUUGUGGUGGAUGAGAUAUCACAACGGUUCGAUAAUGUCUUGACAAUGAUCGACCGAGGCGGGUACAACGGCAAGGAGCAGGAAAUAUACUCCUGGCAGCCACCGUCAGCCCCUGGGCAACUCAUCUCAUACGAACCGCCAGUUGCGGGCAAGGCAACAACCAAGUCAGCGUCCAAGUCAAGAAGGAAGAGCCACACCAAGGAUCAUCCCAAAGUCCAGGCCUCGGCGGCGACGGCAGCUGUCUCGGGUAGCUUCUUUGGAAAAGUGGAUAGCUAUGCGAACUCCAGGCUGCCCAUGAAUCUACCACCCCUCAAACUGUACAUUCCCACAUACCCCUUACUUUGCUUGGCAGCCCAGUAUUCCGAAAGAGUCUACGAGCCGCCCGCCGGGCGAGCGGAGCGUGAUGCUCACAUCGACGCCGACUGGCGAACGGGCACCAAGGCAAUGGUGAUCAAAUCAAUCCCUAUGGACUCCAUGAACACCAUUGUUUUUGCUAUCCGGGGGACGGCCACUUUCAUGGACUGGGCGGUAAACCUCGACAUGAAGCCCACGUCUCCCGAGGGGUUUUUAGACGAUCCCGGGAACCUCUGCCAUUCCGGCUUCCUCUCCGCCGCGCGCAAAAUGGUCGUGCCCGUCGCCCGACGCCUGCGCCAGCUCCUCGAAGAACACCCCUGGCGAGCCUCGUACUCACUCCUCAUCACCGGCCACAGCGCGGGUGGCGCCAUCGCUGCGCUGCUCUACAGCCACAUGAUUGCCACUUCGAAAGAGGCCGAAAGCGAGCUAAGGGUCGUCGCGGGCUGCUUCAAGCGCAUCCACUGCAUCACGUUUGGCACACCUCCUAUCAGCCUAGUCCCCCUGACCAAGCCCGACGACUACCACCGGUGUCCCCAGCUGCGCAAAAGCCUCUUUUUGAGUUUUGUUAACGAGGGCGAUCCGGUCACACGUGCCGAUAAGGCCUACGUCAAGAGCCUGCUCGAGCUAUUUGCUGCGCCAGCGCCACGUCUACCGAGUUCGUCACGCAGAUCCAUUUCUGACAGCGAUGGCAGCAAACCCCCAUCCGCUUCCUCCUUUUCAUCAUCCGUCUCUUCGAAACCAGGCAAAACCUCCUCCUCGACCAUCGUCACAACCACCUCUACCUCAUCAUCAUCAUCAUCAUCCUCUUCUUCCUCAUCCUCUAAGCCAACUUGGUCCAUCCCCGUAUCGACCCUCAGUUGUGCCGGCCGCCUCGUCGUCCUUCGAACCGGCGACCUCAAAGCCUCGCGCCUGCGGCGCAGCAGCGGCAAGAAAACAACGGUCGAGGAGCGCCUCCAAGAAGGGGUCGUUGCGCAGACAGUCACGGAUGAACAACUCCGGAGCGUGGUGUGGGGAGACCCCGUGGCGCAUAUGAUGAGGCUAUAUGCCGGGCGCAUUGAAGUGUUGGCCGUGGGCGCCGUCACGGGUAUGGGGUAUUGA